CAGCCUCCAGCUCCAUGAUGUGGGAAUUGCGAUCCAUAGCCUUCACCCGGGCUGUCUUUGCAGAGUUCCUGGCAACGUUGGUCUUCAUCCUCUUCGGCCUGGGCUCUGCUCUGAACUGGCCCUCAGCUUCCUCCCCGAGCAUCCUACAGAUCGCACUGGCUUUCGGCUUGGCCAUCGGGACGCUGGUCCAAGCCUUGGGGCACAUCAGUGGAGCCCACAUCAACCCAGCGGUGACUGUGGCUUGUCUCAUCGGCUCCCAGGUCUCCUUCCUCCGUGCAGUCUUCUACGUGGUGGCCCAGCUGCUGGGGGCUGUGGUGGGGGCUGCAAUCCUACAUGAGAUCACCCCAGCAGACUCCCGGGAAGGGUUGGCCAUCAACAAGCUGCACAAUGAGACAACGACGGGGCAGGCAGUGACCGUCGAGCUCUUCCUCACCUUCCAGCUCGUCCUGUGCAUCUUUGCUUCCACGGAUGAACGCCGGGAGGACAACCUGGGCUCUCCUGCUCUCUCCAUUGGCCUCUCUGUUGCUGUGGGACAUCUCCUUGGGAUCCGUUACACUGGCUGCUCCAUGAACCCAGCCAGGUCUUUUGCCCCUGCUGUGAUAGUCGGAGACUUCAGCGACCACUGGGUGUUCUGGGUGGGCCCCUUGGUUGGGGCAGCCGCAGCCUCCAUCAUCUACAACUACAUCCUGUGCCCACAAGCCAAGACCUUCUCGGAGAGACUUGCCAUCUUCAAGGGCUUGGAGCCCGAGGAGGACUGGGCAGAGCGCGAGGUCCGGCGGCGGCAGUCGGUGGAGCUGCACUCCCCACAGAGCCUGCCCAGGGGGAUGUCCGAGAAGGUUUAGCCCAAGCAUCCCUGCAGGAUGAGAGAGGAGCCAGGGA
Melopsittacus undulatus (budgerigar) is the source of this 879-nucleotide messenger RNA. Its product is annotated as aquaporin-2. Gene Ontology annotation, molecular function: water channel activity. The coding region runs from base 15 to 842 and encodes 275 amino acids. NCBI's taxonomy places the organism in Eukaryota, Metazoa, Chordata, Aves, Psittaciformes, Psittaculidae. Gene Ontology annotation, biological process: water transport; transmembrane transport. The record is from RefSeq and is a predicted model, not a curated record. Gene Ontology annotation, cellular component: apical plasma membrane; plasma membrane. The transcript has 4 exons.